AUCACCCGGAUGCAGUCCUGAACCACUUCCGCUUUGUAACAUUGGCAUGGUGGAAACAGCUCCGGCUGUUUGAGGUGUCAUCCUGACAGAAAGUCCGCUUCUCUAAAUCAACCAUGCCGGGGCCAGACAAAGAAACGGACCUGACGGAGAGAAUCGAAGCGUUUCUGUCCGACCUGAAGCGCGGAGGCAGCGGGACCGGACCCCUGCGGGGCUCGGCGGAGACAGCCCGAGAGACGACAGCCCUGCUCCGCAGAAUCACAGCUCAGGCUCGGUGGAGCAGCGCAGGUGAUCUGAUGGAAAUCAUCCGUAAGGAGGGGAGGAGAAUGACCGCGGCGCAGCCAUCAGAGACCACUGUCGGUAACAUGAUCAGACGAGUGCUGAAGAUCGUCAGAGAGGAAUAUGCCAGAUCUCGGGGUAGCAGUGAAGAGACGGACCAGCAGGAGUCACUCCACAAGCUGCUGACGUCUGGUGGACUCAGCGAGGAGAACUUCAGGCAGCACUUUGCCACCCUCAAAGCCAACGUCAUCGAGGCUAUAAAUGAGUUACUGACUGAGCUAGAGGGAACAACAGACAACAUUGCCAUGCAGGCCCUGGAGCACAUCCACUCCAACGAGGUCAUCAUGACGAUCGGCCGCUCGCGCACCGUGGAGGCCUUCCUCAAAGACGCCGCACGCAAACGCAAGUUUCACGUCAUCGUGGCAGAGUGUGCCCCCUUCUGCCAGGGGCAUAAAAUGGCCACCAGUCUCUCCACAUCUGGCAUCGAGACGACUGUGAUCGCAGAUGCUGCCAUAUUCGCCAUCAUGUCUCGUGUUAACAAGGUCAUCAUCGGCACGCAGACGGUCCUGGCUAACGGGGGGCUCCGGGCCGUCAACGGGACGCACACGCUGGCCCUGGCAGCCAAGCACCAUUCGACGCCUCUGAUCGUUUGUGCUCCCAUGUUCAAGCUCUCGCCUCAGUUCCCGAAUGAAGAGGACACCUUCCACAAGUUUGUCUCUCCACACGAGGUGCUUCCUUUCACUGAAGGUGACAUUCUCUCAAAGGUGAACGUGCACUGUCCCGUGUUUGACUACGUACCACCUGAGCUCAUCACACUGUUCAUCUCCAACAUCGGAGGACACGCACCGUCUUAUAUCUACCGACUGAUGAGCGAACUUUACCAUCCGGAGGACCAUGAACUUUAACCAGUGUCAUUAAAUAAAUGAAUUAAGUAAAGCA
Molecule: messenger RNA, 1215 nt
Organism: Hippoglossus stenolepis (Pacific halibut)
Lineage: Eukaryota; Metazoa; Chordata; Actinopteri; Pleuronectiformes; Pleuronectidae
Gene: eif2b2
Product: eukaryotic translation initiation factor 2B, subunit 2 beta
Exons: 8
Coding region: 114-1181 (355 amino acids)
Biological process (GO): translational initiation
Cellular component (GO): eukaryotic translation initiation factor 2B complex
Molecular function (GO): translation initiation factor activity; guanyl-nucleotide exchange factor activity
Source: RefSeq, a predicted model, not a curated record